This is a messenger RNA of Gigantopelta aegis, 996 nucleotides long. Its product is annotated as tachykinin-like peptides receptor 86C. Lineage: Eukaryota; Metazoa; Mollusca; Gastropoda; Neomphalida; Peltospiridae. Bases 127 to 996 code for a protein of 289 amino acids. Gene Ontology annotation, cellular component: membrane. The transcript is spliced from 2 exons. Gene Ontology annotation, molecular function: neuropeptide Y receptor activity. Gene Ontology annotation, biological process: G protein-coupled receptor signaling pathway. The record is from RefSeq and is a predicted model, not a curated record.
ACAAAAGUAAUCAACGAGUAGUAAUUAAGCGAUUUAAAUGGAAAAUACAGAUUUUACAGACUGACGUUUUGUCUUCAUUGUAUUACAAUUUACUGGCUGACGAGGACUACCGACGAUAAAAAAAAAAUGACGGAUUCACAAAACACCAGCAUGCUGUUGACAUUCUACGCCGAGGAGAACGAGUCGCUGUUGGUAAAUUCCUCCACAGUGGUGCCCAACUCGUCCGUGACGGAGGACCCGUACAAAGUUCCGCCAGGUCUCAUAGUUCUACUCGCCUUCCUCUACGGAUCCAUAUCUCUCCUGGCCGUUAUAGGCAACGGCCUCGUCAUCUUCGUCAUCGUCAAGAACCGACGCAUGCACAGCGUUACGAACAUCUUCAUCGCCAAUCUGGCGGUCGCCGACGUCAUUAUCGGGAUGUUCUCCAUCCCCUUCCAGUUCCAGGCGGCGCUACUGCAGCGGUGGGUGCUCGCCCAUUUCAUGUGCUCCCUCGCCCCCUUCGUCCAGAUCAUCUCCGUGAACGUCAGCAUCAUCACGCUCAGCGUCAUCGCCAUCGACCGCUACAUCGCCGUGCUACACCCGUUUAAAGCGGGCUGCUCGAAACGUUCCGCCGUCGUCAUCAUCAGUGCUAUAUGGUUGUUUUCGGUCGUGUCCGGCAUGCCGUGUGUCCUCUAUUUCAGGGUGGUGCAGCGCGACCACAAGACGGCCCAGUGCGACUUUCUGGCACCGCCCAGCUGGCCGGACCUCCUGCAACACUGGAACCUCUUUUCGGUUGUCGUGCAAUACAUUAUGCCGUUGACAGUUAUUAGUUUCUGCUACUUUCGAAUCGGCUGCCAUAUUUGGGGCGCCCGGGCCCCCGGAAAUACCACCAACACUGAAGACGUAAGAAGCAGAAAUAAGCGGAAGCUGCUGGUGGCAGAAGUAAGGAGCGGUGUUAAGUGUACGAUUGAAAAUACGACAGUUCAAUCUUGCACGCUGCGACGUCUCAGAGACCAGUGA